UUGCAGGGGUGCACGCGAAGGCAAGUUGGAGGUGCUCAACUUCAUUGUUCGCCUGUAUUAUGUUUUGAAGCGUUUACAUUUUGUUUCGGCAGGCGUGUUUUCGGAAGACUCUCGGGUUUGGUCGUCCACGUCUUUUGAAACGCAUCAAUAAUGGACCAACACAGCAAGCGGCUGACCACAAGAAAAUGACUUCAUUUUUAAAAGAAAGGCGAAAAAUACAAAGGAAUGUGGUCUCGCGGAGAGUGAAACCCUGUUAGCGGAGUCACCUUAGCACGGAAACAAGUCCUGAGUUCGAUUGCAAUUUCAGUUAACGUACCCAGCCAUUUCUCAUUUUAAUGAUAGCGUCUAAACUUGCAAGGACACUUGAGCUGUUUUAUCGUUUUGUUUGGAGCUGCGCUUGUCCUUUUUGAAAGACAAAUUGUGGCAAGAACUCAAAUCACGUUGACAAAGAGUAGCCUAUACCCGGUCGACAGUCGAGAGUGUUUUCCGCUGUUUCCUCGUCGUAUCCUAUUUCUGGAGUACUGGGAGGAUAUGGAAUAUUGGAACAGAAGAAAAAUAACAUAACCUAAAACUGCAGAUCAGGGACGGACAUUAGGCAGUCGAUGGUUAUUGGAAGCGAUUCUCCAUCAUAUAUGGACCUCGGACAUUUCGCCAUCUCACCGUGACCGUCAAUGAGUGCACUUCUUGAAUUCGCAAAAUAAAAUUGACUUUUGAUGCAGCGAUAUUUGAAGUUUGCAUUUUUGGGACAUAUUUCGACCCCACACUCCACCACUUUGACUUUAGGUUUGGAUGCAAAGUUCCGCGGUGUGUGAUUUAACGAACUAGGUCUGCAUUCAGACUCUGGUUUUCACCCAUUGUCCGUCACUGAUGGUGGCAAAAGCACAGUCCGUGGGUACACUGCCCAGCUGACCCAGUGUAUAAAAGACACGUUUUUUGUCGAUAAAAAACUGUGAAGUUUUUUUUGUUCCUUUGGCAGAAUAGGUUAAUUCUCACUUAAUUAUCUACCGCUAUGGAGCGCCUGUCCUCGACUCUUCUCGCUGCGAUUGGGAUUAUCCUGGUCGAGUUUCUCGGUCACUUGACUGCAGACGAAGAGAUCCUGAUGUACACCAAGACCGAGACCUCCGACCUCAAGUGGACCGUUUAUCCCCGCGUGAACCCCCAGUGGGAGGAGGUGAGCGGCCUGGACGAGGAGGGCACCAGCGUGCGGACCUAUCAGAUCUGCCCGACGGACAGCUCCGGCAGCCACUGGCUGCGCAGCAAGCUGAUCCAGCGGCGGGGGGCGUCGCAGGUGUACGUGGAGCUGCGCUUCACCAUGAUGGAGUGCUCCUCGCUGCCCGCCCACCACCGCACCUGCAAGGAGACCUUCAACCUGCUCUACUACCAGGCCGACUCGGACGAGGCCACGCCCACCCACCCGCCCUGGAUGGAGAACCCCUACGUCAAGGUGGACACGGUGGCGGCGGACUUCCUGCUGCGGAAGGGCGGGGAGAGGAAGUCCAACGUGAAGACGCUGCGGCUGGGCCCGCUGACCAUGCGGGGCUUCUACCUGGCCUUCCAGGCACAGGGGGCCUGCAUGGCCCUGCUGUCCGUGCGCGUCUUCUUCAAGAAGUGCCCCGCCCUGACGCGCUCCUUCUCCUCCUUCCCCGAGACGGUGCCGCGCACGCUGGUGCAGGACGCCCAGGGCGAGUGCGUGGCCCACGCCGCCCAGCGCUCCGCCAAGCCCGGCACGCCCCGCAUGUUCUGCGGAGAGGACGGUCAGUGGGUGGGCCAGCCCAGCACCUCCUGCGCCUGCCUUCCCGGCUAUGAGCCCGUCAUGGACACAGGCUGCAGGGAGUGUCCGGUUGGACAGUUCAAGUCCGGGCAGGGUGUGGGUCUGUGUGCCCAGUGUCCUGCGAACAGCCAGUCCAGCAGUGCUGGGUCCCCCAUCUGUGCCUGUCGCCCUGGAUACCUCAGAGCGGACACUGACACUGCUGAAAUGGCAUGCACAAAGCCCCCCUCGGCUCCGCGUAACGUGGUGACGCAGAUCAACGACACCUCGGUGACGCUGGAGUGGAGCGAGCCGCUGGACAGCGGGGGCCGGCGGGACCUGAGCUACGCGGUGCGCUGUCUGCGCUGCGUGGCCCCCGGGGGCCCCUGCUCCGCCUGCGGGGACAGCGUCAGCUACCGGCCCUCACAGACCGACCUGCUGACCCGGCGCGCCACCGUCUGGGGCCUGCUGCCCUACACCACCUACACCUUUUCCAUCCAGGCCCUCAACGGCGUGUCCCAGAACAGCGGCCGCGAGCCGGCCAGCGAGAGCGUCAACAUCACCACCAGCCGCGAUGUGCCGGUGCUGGUUUCAGAGAUCAGGGGGAGCCGGGCGACGGAGAGCAGCCUGACCCUGUCCUGGACACUCCCCUCCGAGCCGCACUACGCCAUCCUGCUGUACCAGCUCCGCUACUGCGAGAAGGUGGGGAGAGAGGGAAAGAAAGAGGAGAGGCGUGAUGAGGAGAACUCCUGCAGGUAUAAGGAGACUGUCAGUAACCAGGUGGUUCUCAGUGACCUGCGCAGGGCCACACAGUAUGAGGUACAGGUUCGCGCUCGUACCAUGGCGGGUUACGGCUCCUUCAGCAAGGCCUACACCUUCCGCACUGAGCCGAACGAAGACACGCCUGACUCCCAGCUGAUGGUCACCGGGGUUCUGGUUGCCAUGGGAACGCUGCUCCUCAUCACUGUCAUUGCCAUGGCGGUGUUCUGCAUACGCAAACACAGCCGUGUGAAGGACCCGGAGAUCAGCGAUAAGCACGGGCAGUACCUCAUGGGGCCGAGUGUCAAGGUGUACAUCGAUCCCUUCACCUAUGAAGACCCUAACGAGGCCGUGCGAGAGUUCGCCAAGGAGAUUGACGUUUCCUUCGUUAAGAUCGAGGAGGUCAUCGGAGCUGGAGAGUUCGGGGAGGUGUGCCGGGGUCGGCUCAAGAUCCCGGGAAAGAAGGAGAACUACGUGGCCAUAAAGACCCUGAAGGGUGGCUACACAGAGAAGCAGAGGCGGGACUUCCUGAGCGAGGCCAGCAUCAUGGGCCAGUUCCAGCACCCCAAUAUCAUCCACCUGGAGGGCAUCAUCACCGCCAGCUGCCCCGUCAUGAUCCUGACUGAGUACAUGGAGAACGGGGCGCUCGACUCCUUCCUCAGGCUGAAUGACGGGCAGUUCACUCCUAUCCAGCUGGUUGGCAUGCUGCGUGGUAUUGCCUCAGGGAUGAAGUACCUGUCGGAGAUGAGUUACGUGCACCGCGACCUGGCUGCCCGCAACAUCCUGGUCAACAGCAACCUGGUGUGCAAGGUGUCCGACUUUGGCCUGUCCCGCUUCCUGCAGGAGAACUCUGCUGACCCCACCUACACCAGCUCCCUGGGAGGUAAGAUCCCCAUCCGCUGGACCGCCCCGGAGGCCAUCGCCUUCCGCAAGUUUACCUCAGCGUCGGACGCCUGGAGCUAUGGCAUCGUCAUGUGGGAGGUCAUGUCUUUCGGAGAGAGACCCUACUGGGACAUGAGUAACCAGGAUGUGAUCAACGCCAUUGAACAGGACUACCGGCUCCCCCCGCCCCCGGACUGCCCCACCCUCCUGCACCAGCUCAUGCUGGACUGCUGGCAGAAGGAGCGCGCCGCCCGACCCCGCUUCGCCGCCAUCGUCAGCGCCCUCGACAAGCUGAUCCGCAACCCCGCCUCGCUGAAGAUCGUGGCCCGGGAUGGAGCAGGGCCCUCUCACCCCCUGCUGGACCAGCGAGGUGCCCCGCCCAUCUCCGCCUGUGGCUCUGUGGGAGAAUGGCUGAGAGCCAUCAAGAUGGAGCGCUACGAGGACAGCUUCAUCCAGGCCGGGUUCACCUCCUUCGACUUGGUUGCGCAGAUCUCCACAGAAGACCUGCUGCGUAUUGGCGUGACCCUGGCUGGACAUCAAAGGAAGAUUCUCCAGAGUAUCGAGGCCCUGAGGGAACAGACGGGGAGCCCCAUGACGGCGCGCUGUUAGCCUCGUCCCCUCCCCCUCCCGUCCCCCACGCUCCCCACAAACACACUGAGACGCACACACAAGGACCCCCAUCUCUGCUGUUAUUGCAGUGGCCCGCAGCCAGAAACUGCCAGAGCUGUGGGGGAGGAGUCGGUCCUUCAGACUGGAAAGUGACAUCACAGUGCCAUCCCAAUAAGCCAAUAAGCUGUGGCUAAUGGUUUUGCCAGAAUCCUUUGGGAUAUUUUUUUUUUUCGUUUCAAGACAACAUGAACUGUCUGUUUGACAGCAAUUGACUGUGCUGCCAACCACCAAGGAGUGGACAUGAAGGCAGUAGGAGUGGAUAAGCUGUGUGUUUGAUAUUUUCCUCAGUUUUAAUCCUUCAUGUGGAGAUGCCUCAGAACUCCUUCUCAUAAUCCGGCCUCUUUAUUUUUACUUUUGAUUUUUUGCUUUCAAGCUCCACAUCGUACUCUGACACAUGCAGAAACCUACGAGCACUUUGAGAUUUUAAGCAACAGAUUGAUGUUUUAAUGGGAUUUAAGUGAUUUUUGAGCGUCAUCAUUCUGCAACUGAGAGACGAGAGCAAGCAAAAGAGAUUUCUGUGCUCAUAGCACAGAGAUGACUUAAAAAGAGACCAUAAGAAUACUGUUGAAUCUUAUUUUUGUGUAAAUGGACUUUGAACAGGAAAGCCAUAUUAAGGACUUAUUAUCAUUAUGAUGGUUAUCAUUGGUAUUGGCAUCAUUGGUCAGGUGUUCUUUUACUCCACAGCAGUUUCCCUCACAAGCUACUCUUUGCCCCGGAAUUUGGAGUCUAAUGCUAGAUUUUACUAGGACACAUCGUACCCCAUGAUGGGUACCAUGGUGGCUGGAUCAACCCCCCACCCCACUUGCUGGGACCCCAGAGCGGCCAACUUCCAAAAACCUGAUGGCCCUUACUGGUGAACUUUGACCCCAGAGCAGGAAGCAUGGGAUGCCCUACCCCUCUGGAAUUCUGGGAGAAUAAACACAGAUCUUCACAUUGAGGGUCUAUUUAGAUAAAGCGAGCAUUUGUUUUUGUUUUUGUCUCUCCUUUUUAAUUUGUUGCCUUGUAUCUGUGAAUAUAAAUCUGUUUUAUAUGGGUUUGAGAGUUCAUUCCCUGCAGUGUGUAAUCCAGGUCUGUUCACAAUAAAGAUUCACAGCGCUGUUUACC
Megalops cyprinoides (Indo-Pacific tarpon) is the source of this 5161-nucleotide messenger RNA. It is a transcript of the gene ephb4a, whose product is annotated as eph receptor B4a. The transcript is spliced from 17 exons. Bases 1010 to 3997 code for a protein of 995 amino acids. Gene Ontology annotation, cellular component: plasma membrane; neuron projection. Gene Ontology annotation, molecular function: ATP binding; transmembrane-ephrin receptor activity; protein binding. The record is from RefSeq and is a predicted model, not a curated record. Gene Ontology annotation, biological process: axon guidance; protein phosphorylation; cell surface receptor protein tyrosine kinase signaling pathway. Lineage: Eukaryota; Metazoa; Chordata; Actinopteri; Elopiformes; Megalopidae.